AUGCAUAUCAUUUCGUGUAAGUCUCUCUGUGUCCGUGUGCGUAUAAUAUAUCUAUCUAAAAGUUAUGCCGGUUAUAUCUAUCUAUCUAUCUAUCUAUCUAUCUAUCUAUCUAUCUAUCUAUCUAUCUAUCUAAUUCUGUCCAUAUCACUCUGUGCAAUUCUGUUCCGAUCUAUCUAUCUAUCUAUCUAUCUAUCUAUCUAUCUAUCUAAUUCUGUCCAUAUCACUCUGUGCAAUUCUGUUCCGAUCUCUCUAUCUAUCUAUCUAUCUAUCUAUCUAUCUAUCUAUCUAUCUAUCUAUUUUAAUUUGAUUUCAUUGCAUAAUAUUCAGUUAAUUAUUUUUUACAUUAAUAUUUUGAAAAAUAUCUAUCUAUCUAUCUAUCUAUCUAUCUAUCUAUCUAUCUUUCAUUUUCAUUUUUCCCUGAAUAAUUUUCACGGCUUCUCUUUCUUUUGCGUUUUCUUUCUUUCUUUCUUUCUUUCUUUCUUUCUUUCUUUCUUUCUUUCUUUCUUUUCUUUCUUUCUUUCUUUCCUUUUUUCUAUCUUUUAUCUUUUCUUAAACAUUUUCGUUCGUUUUCAUUUUUUUUUAUUGUGGAUAAAAUAUUUUCAUAAAUAUCUGAUCGAACCAUUUCUUCAUUUCUUUUUCUUUCUUUCUUUAUUUCAUUCUCUUUUUCUUUAUUUAUUUCUUUCUCUUUCUUUCAUUCUUACUUUCUCUUUUCUUUCUUUUUUUCUCUUUUCUUUCUUUUAUUCUCUUUUUCGUUCUUUCUUUCUUUCUCUUUAUUUUUCAUUCUCUCUCCCUUUUUUCUUUCUCUUUCAUUCAUUCUCUUUUUCUUUCUUUCUUUCUCUUCAUUUUUCAUUCUCUCUCUCUUUUUCUGUUUCUUUCUUUCAUUCUUUCAUUCUCUUUUUAUUGCCUUCGUUAUUUCAUUUUCUUUUUCUUUAUUUAUUUCUUUCUCUUUUCUUUCUUUUCAUUCUUUCUUUUUAUUUCCUUCUCUAUUUCUUUUUUAUUUUUUAUUUCUCUUUUCUUUUUUUUUCUUUCUUUUUUUGUCUUUCUUUCAUUCUCUUUUUCUUUCUUUAUUUAUUUCUCUUUAAUUUCUUUCUUUCUUUCUUUAUUUCUCUUGUAGUUUUUCAUUCUCUCUUUUUUUUUUUUUUUUUCUUUCUUUUCUUUUUCUCUUUUUCUUUAUUUAUUUCUUUCUUUUUCUUUCUUUCUUUUUUUUUUUUUCUUUCUUUUUCUUUUUUUCUUUUCUUUAUUUCUUUUUUUUUUUUUCUUUUCUUUCUUUCAUUUCUUUUCUUUUUUUUUUUUUUUCUUUUUCUUUUUCUUUCUUUCUUUCUCUCUUUUUUUUUUUUCAUUCUCUUUCUUUCAUUAUUCCAUUCUUUGAUUCUUUCUUUCCUUCUUUAA
This is a messenger RNA of Acanthosepion pharaonis, 1389 nucleotides long. The record is from the annotation of a GenBank genome assembly. NCBI's taxonomy places the organism in Eukaryota, Metazoa, Mollusca, Cephalopoda, Sepiida, Sepiidae.